Beta vulgaris subsp. vulgaris (sugar beet) is the source of this 1666-nucleotide messenger RNA. Its product is annotated as homogentisate geranylgeranyltransferase, chloroplastic. The transcript has 12 exons. The coding region runs from base 165 to 1412 and encodes 415 amino acids. The record is from RefSeq and is a predicted model, not a curated record. Lineage: Eukaryota; Viridiplantae; Streptophyta; Magnoliopsida; Caryophyllales; Amaranthaceae. Gene Ontology annotation, molecular function: prenyltransferase activity. Gene Ontology annotation, cellular component: membrane.
ACGCUAUAACAUCUCCUAUUGACUAUUUCACCAUUGAAUUCAAUUUGGAGUUUGCGCACACAAUUUCUACAAUUUAUAAGAGAAAGAAAGCCAUUGAAAAGAGUAUUGAGUGUUUCAUUUCAGAAAAUAAUAAUUAAAAAAAAAAAAAAAAGAUUUGAGGAGGAAUGCUUCGCUCAAGUAUAAAUGGUUGCUUCAAUUUUCCAAAUAGUUGUACCCUCUCAAAACAUGGUUUUGUUCCAUGGAUGGAAGUUCAAAGGCAACAACAAUUGAGUAUUCAAGAUCAUCAUGGAUGCACCAUAAAUCCCUUAAGACCACCUUCCAAACACAUAAUCAAAAGAACCAAUUUUGGUAGCAUCAAUUGCAAUAAUGAGACAAAGUUAAGUAUAUAUCAAAAUUACAGUGUGUUAAAUGAAAGAAAAAAUAUUGUGCAAAGGCAAAGUUUGCCUUUCACAAUAGAACCUGGUUUUACAGAUGAUGAUGAUAAUAUUACUACGUUAGUCACUAACCUCUACAAGCAACUAAAUGUUCUUUAUCGCUUCAGUCGUCCUCAUACUAUCAUUGGCACAUUUAUAGGAGUAACAUCAGUUUCUUUGCUUCCAAUAGAAUCAGUAGCUGAUUUAUCCCUUGAAUUUUUCAUGGGUUUGUUGAAGGCAUUGGUUCCAUCAAUACUGAUGAAUAUUUAUGUUGUUGGCCUAAAUCAAUUGUUUGAUUUACAUAUAGACAAGGUUAAUAAGCCAGAUCUCCCGCUAGCUUCAGGAGAAUUCACAAUGGGUGUUGGAUCAAUGAUUGUAUCAAUUUGUUGUCUACUGAGUUUUGGUAUAGGAUAUGCCUCUCAGUCCCCUCCAUUGUUUAUAGCCCUUCUUACAAGUUUCUUCCUUGGAAGCGCAUACUCAGUUGAUCUUCCCAUGCUAAGAUGGAAAAAGCAACCAUUCCUUGCAGCAGCUUGCAUUGUUAUAGUGAGGGCAAUGGUGGUCCAACUUGCAUUCUUCAUACACAUGCAAAAAUAUGUGCUAGGAAAACCAAUAAUACUGACUAGGUCAGUCAUAUUUGCAACAGCUUUCAUGUGCUUCUUUGCCACAGUCAUUGCCCUCUUCAAGGACUUACCAGAUGUUGAUGGGGAUAAACAUUUUGGCAUACAAUCUUUCAGUAUUACGCUAGGAAAAGAGAAGGUGUUUUGGCUUUGCAUUAAAAUGUUGCUUGCAGCAUAUGGAUCUGCGUUGGCUCUAGGUGCUAGUUCUCCAUCCUUGCCUGUUAAGCUUGCAAUUGUACUUGGUCAUUCUGCAUUAGCUGCAAUUUUAUUGAUGCGUGCUCAAUCAGUUGAUCUCGCAGACAAUGCUUCCAUAACCUCAUUCUAUAUGUUCAUCUGGAAGCUAUUCUAUGCGGAGUAUUUACUGAUUCCUUUGAUUCGCUGAGUCAAAUCGAGUGUGUAGGAAGGAGUGCACUAGUUAUGUGGGAAGUAUCUCCUGGUUUCAGUAAGUGCAGCAACAAUGUACAAAUUAAAGUGUUUGAAAUGUAGCCCAAGUAGGCUCUUAUGUAAUCUAUACUCCAAAUUUUGACACAACCUGUUUGUAAAAUAUAUUCUAAUAAUCAAUUGUCAUGCAUGGCUGCAUGGCAAAUAAGAGUUGUAGCAUUUGUCUAGAACUUGAUGAUUUGCAAUACAUGAAUC